GCGGUGGGCGGAGCAGGGCGGGGACACUGCGCGCGCGGCGGGCGGUUCGAGCUGUGGGCGCUUCCCGAGCCUUCCCUGAGUCUUCUUUCAUCCCUCCUUCGGUCUUCCCGCCACCGCCCCUUACCCUCCCUAAGCCUCCUUUCAGCCCUCCCAUAACCUCCCCUCCGCCUUCCCGCCGCUUUCCCUCAGCCCUCUCUGAGGCUCCCUUCAGCCUUCCCGCCAUUUUCUGCCUCGCUCCCCUCCCCUUCCCUCGAGCCGCCGCUGCGGCAGAGCAGAGCACUGGGAGGAAACUUUAAAACAAAAGUUUAGAAGACAAGAUUCUGCUUGCUGUUGAGGUAAAAAAACUCUUGUAGCCAAGAUCUUGAAGUGCAGUGUAACAUCACUGUAGUUUUGUUUUUAGAACAGACUAAAAACCCUGAUCAUUUCCAAAGAGUUAAAAUAAUUAUGAGUGUUUUUUUGAAAGAAUGUACAGAAAACUGUGUAAGUAAAAUCACUUUUGGAGGGCAAUGAAUUGCUCAGUAUUAACACCUGUUGCUUUUAAAUUAAUGAUACUGUACUGUUUUCAUAAUAAGUUUAUGUGAAUUAAGGCAAAACAAGUGCUUGCAAUGAUAUGGGAUGUAAUUGAUAUGUCCUGAUUUGAUCAACAAAAUAUAUUAAGAUAUCUGAAAUUAAAAUUGGCUUCUAGUCUUGAAUAGCCACUUAAAUCCAGAACAGCAUUCCAGGUUUGGGUUUUUUUUGUGAUCUGACACUUCCUUUUUCCUGUACAGACUUUUUUUAAAAUACUGAAUAUUCGUUAUAAAUGGCAAAAAAAAUAAAGCUGGAAUAAUACCCCAGAUUUUUUCCAUGUAUUCGGAUUUUUUUCUGCUUACAAAAACAUUUCAUCAUGAGCUGUGGAAAGGAUUUUGUGGAAACUCUUAAAAAAAUUGGAUAUCCAAAGGCUGAUGAGCUUAAUGGAGAAGAUUUUGACUGGAUGUUUGAGUCUUCAGAAGACAAAUCAUUUUUGGAGUGGUUUUGUGGAAACAUAAAUGAGCAGCAUGUGAUAUCUGAAGAAGAACAGCAAGAUUAUCAAAAUCUUCUAGAGUGUGGUAAGACUGUUUUGGAAGGAAAUGCACUGGAUGAAGUCCUUAAAACCUUGGAGCCCAUGGGUUCAAUGAAUAGUAGCCAAGAGGAGGACAGGGAAGAAGUGAAGAAAUUAGAGGAUGAGAUUCAAACUCUUCAGAAACUAAAAAACCUUCAAAUUCAUCGGCAUAAUAAGCUUCAACUGUUGAUUACUACAAACAGCCACGUGUUGCAAACAUUCCAAAGCAAAGAGGAAGAAGCACGUAAGAAUUGGAAAGAAGGUCUGGAAAUAUUUACUGCAGCAAGUAAUAAGCUUGACCGUGAACUGCAGUCUCUUACAGCUGCAGUGAAGAAAUUUGCCUCUUUCUUCACUGCUUCAGAUUCAGAACAAGGGUCGGAUACACAUCCAGUGUUUUUUUCCCAGCUUUCUUUGGAUAAAUAUUUGUCUGUGGAAGAACAAAGUACUGCAGCAGUUGCAUCACACAUAAAAAAGCAUUUUUAUAAAGGUAUGUCUGAAUGUGCUGAAAAUUCACGUGAAGGCAGCUUUCAGCUUGAAGAUUUAAUCAAGCAAGUCCCUUUAGAUGAGGCUGAUGAAGUUUGUGAAGAGAGGCAAGAGAUAGCCAGACUCCAGGCAGCGUAUAUUUGUGGUCAGAACCAGCUAAUUCAGCUGCGAGCUGAAGAGGAGGGCAUGAAUUCAGCUAUCAAGUGUGCGGAGAGCCUGCUGCAAUCCUCGGACAAGGAUAUUGGACAACAGGAAAACAUUGAUGCUAAAAUAUCUAGUUUAAGUGCUGAAAUUUCAGCAAUUAAACAAGAUAUAGCUCAGAUAAAUAAUGAAGAGCUGCUUCCCCUUCUUAAGAAGAAUGCACAACUUUUGACUGCACCAGUGGUUAAAGAAUACUUAGAUCACCAAAUUGCUCAGCAGGACUAUUAUGUUGCAAUUCAAGAAAAAAUAGGCAGGCAUUUGAUAAGACAGAAAACCUCAUUUGAACUUAUUCAGCUGGCCUGUGAAAUGGAAAUGAAGAAACACCAGGAGAUCAGCUGCCAACUUGAGAAUUUGGUAGAAUCUCUGAAACAAAGCACUGAUGAGUUGCAGCAGAGAUUACAGGUGAUAGCUGAACGAACUGAACGGGCAAAGCCAAGGAGCACUAUUACUUCAGAGGAUGGUUUCUCUUGCAGGCUGUAUCAACUCCUGGAAGGAGGAAGUAAAAAACAACAGUUGUUUAAAACUUACAAAAGCCUGGAGCAGAUGGCUCAGAAGUUAAAGCAGGACUGUGCUACAGUACAAGAUCAGCUGGCAGCAUCUGCUCGAGAGCAGUCUGUCCUUUUGUCCAACCUAGAAAGGGAUGUGGAUGCCCUUCAUGGUGCUCUCUAUUGUGGAACAAAUCAGAUACAGCUCCGGAGUCCGGAACUUACUGAGCAGUUUCACCAGCUGAAAGUGGAUUUAGGUGAACUAAAUCAUCUCCUUAAGGAUCUGGUUGCUGAUCUGAAGUCAAAGAGAAGCUUUUUAGAGUCCAAUAGGCUGCAUCAGAUGGAAAGAGACUUGUAUGUGUAUUUUUUCAAAGAUGAAGAGCACUUGAAAGAGAUGGUGGAGAAGCUUGAGCAGCAGUCUGAGGCUAAAGCCAGUGGUCUGGAAGACAAGAAUUUCACAACCAGUGGAGUUCUUAAUGGCUAAACAGCAGUGUACUCUUAAGAAAGGAAAUGUUAAUGUCAACUGUGUAUGACUUUAUGGAGUAAUAAGCAUUAGCUCGACAAGGCUGACACUUACCUGUCACUUCAGUGAAUCCUAACUGCCACUGUUACCAGCUGGGAUUGCAUGCUGCUUUAUGGCUUCUGCCUGCUGAAUUCAAUCUCAGUUUUAUCAGAACUCUUGGAUAUGAAGUAAUUGUUGGUUAUUUGAAAGAAGUAUGUUUAGGCUGCUCUUCUGCUGGCCUGUGUGUUUACUUCUGCUGCACACAGCAUAGCAUCAAUAGGAAUGUGUCAUACCCUUGAGUUAAGUCUUACUGCAUUUUGAUUGAACUGCAAAAUAAAUGUGGAGAAGGCAUUCCAGAUUUUGGAACAAGACUGCAAUGUGCUCAUAGUGAAGAGGAGAGUUCUCAAUGGCAGCAGAUACUACAUGAUUGUUUCUCUUACAGUUCUUCUAGGAAGACUUGGUUUUGUUAGAAAUGUGUUGGAAUAUGUACCAGAAUGUUUUAACUACCAAGACCAUCUGUUUUGAGACCAUUCUAAUAUCUCUUAACUUAUAAUCUACCUUCUCCAUUGAAACCAGUCCAUACUUAUACUGGGCUUGUCAAUGAAUGAGAAUUUUAAAUUUCUUUUUUGUACUUCUGAGUCUGCCUUAUAAUUUAUAAUGAUAGGCAUUUCAACUCAGAGCACUCAUGCUUUCUUGCUUGUGCUUUCAUGUGCACUGUUAGCCUGUUUAUCAAAUUUUUAUAUAGCUUCCUAAUAUACCAAUGGAACUAAAUAGGCUUUUAUAGUAUGAUAACUUCCAGUCUUUUAUAUUUUGAAGGGAUCAGCUGUGCUUGCUUUCAAGCACUGUACAUAUUGAUGAAGGUUAAUAUAUUAGUUGAAAUUCAGUAACAGUAGUCUUAAAACUAUUUUGAUGGCAGACUUUUAACUUCUAUGUACUUAUAACUUAUUUUUUUUAGCUUACUGGUUGGGUGUCUUUAUGUCUGGAUUUAAUGCUGCUUUACUCUUUGUGUUUAUUAUUAAAUGCCAAACUCUGUCAAUUCA
Molecule: messenger RNA, 3789 nt
Organism: Parus major (Great Tit)
Lineage: Eukaryota; Metazoa; Chordata; Aves; Passeriformes; Paridae
Gene: HAUS3
Product: HAUS augmin like complex subunit 3
Exons: 5
Coding region: 884-2731 (615 amino acids)
Biological process (GO): spindle assembly; centrosome cycle
Cellular component (GO): mitotic spindle; centrosome; HAUS complex
Source: RefSeq, a predicted model, not a curated record